AUGUCAUUCCCGGAGACGCGUAAAAACGCUCGCUCCUUUUGCUCUUCCGCCUGCUCCAACACUGAAGCCUGUGCCGGCUGGCGGGAUACUUCCCCAACACUCUCGGUGACCGAUGAAAACAUCUGGAAGGCUCAACAACAGGACCCUUUCGCCCAAGACCUGUAUCAGCAAAUUGUGGAGAAAGGAGAGGUUAAUGAGACCUCCACAGUCAAAUCCAACUCAAAAUUUUUCCUUUCACUGCUGCCAAUUGAUGGAGGAAAGCUACAGCAGGAGGAUCCAACCGCUGCUAUAGAAAAGAGGAGGGAAGUCGUAAUCCGAGGCCUAAUUGAAUACAUGGGGGAGAAGCCAGGAGACUUGAUUUCAGAUCUACAGAGUCUGGAGGAAACUGAAGACACUCGGCAGAAUAUCGCCUAUCCAGUGAAGAUUGUCAAAGUUGGUGACACACUCAGUGUCAACGCUGCGCCUCCUUCUGACGUCAAAGUGUCACAUAAGCAGCGCCCACCUUCUGACUCAGAGUCAAAGCUGCGCCUCCUAUCUGACUCAGUGUCAAAGCUGCUGCCUCCUUCUGAUGAUGGGGUGGAAGAACCAGACUGUCUGACCUGUCUCCCCAGAAAAGAGCUCUCAAAACUGGGCUUUGAGUGGACCGUUCACAGCCUAAGAACCAGGGGUCCUUUUCCACCAGUCUCCAGCGUUCUGGGCAGUGUUCUGGAAAGUGUUCUGGGCAGUGUUCUGGACAGCGUUCUGGACAGUGUUCUGGACAGCGUUCUGGACAGCGUUCUGGACAGCGUUCUGGACAGUGUUCUGGGCAGUGUUCUGGACAGCGUUCUGGACAGCGUUCUGGACAGUGUUCUGGACAGCAUUCUGGGCAGCGUUCUGGGCAGCGUUCUGGACAGCGUUCUGGACAGCGUUCUGGACAGCGUUCUGGGCAGCGUUCUGGACAGCGUUCUGGACAGCGUUCUGGACAGCGUUCUGGACAGUGUUCUGGACAGCGUUCUGGGCAGCGUUCUGGACAGCGUUCUGGACAGCGUUCUGGGCAGCGUUCUGGACAGCGUUCUGGACAGCGUUCUGGACAGCGUUCUGGACAGCGUUCUGGACAGCGUUCUGGACAGCGUUCUGGACAGCGUUCUGGACAGCGUUCUGGACAGUGUUCUGGACAGAGUUCUGGACAGUGUUCUGGACAGUGUUCUGGACAGCGUUCUGGACAGCGUUCUGGACAGCGUUCUGGACAGCGUUCUGGACAGAGUUCUGGACAGCGUUCUGGACAGCGUUCUGGACAGCGUUCUGGACAGCGUUCUGGACAGAGUUCUGGACAGUGUUCUGGACAGUGUUCUGGACAGCGUUCUGGACAGCGUUCUGGACAGCGUUCUGGACAGAGUUCUGGACAGAGUUCUGGACAGCGUUCUGGACAGAGUUCUGGAGGGAAGAGAGCGUUUUGGGGCGAGGCUUCUCUGUUCAACUCAACACAACUCAGAGCGGAGAGGGAAGGACACAGCGGCCGAGGUGGAAGGAAAAAAGUUUAAAACACGCUUUAAUUAG
Molecule: messenger RNA, 1536 nt
Organism: Knipowitschia caucasica
Lineage: Eukaryota; Metazoa; Chordata; Actinopteri; Gobiiformes; Gobiidae
Source: the annotation of a GenBank genome assembly